This is a messenger RNA of Ornithodoros turicata, 6815 nucleotides long. RefSeq lists its product as uncharacterized. Bases 497 to 3979 code for a protein of 1160 amino acids. The transcript is spliced from 3 exons. Lineage: Eukaryota; Metazoa; Arthropoda; Arachnida; Ixodida; Argasidae. Gene Ontology annotation, biological process: DNA replication. The record is from RefSeq and is a predicted model, not a curated record. Gene Ontology annotation, molecular function: DNA-directed DNA polymerase activity; DNA binding; nucleotide binding.
UCUGCCACACACAUCUCUACCUAGCACAGGCUGCUCUUCAUCUGCGUCUGAUGAUGACAACCACGCGCCAUCAAGCCGAGGAUCAACCUCAGGCCAUGUUGUGUCAUCGGCGGCUGACUUGUCUUGACUGGUCAUUACAAACCAAGUUCAUUCUAUACAGCAAGAGGAGAAAGCAAAUUGUCAUCAUAACAGCGAAGCCUCCAUAACACAAAAAAUGAGCAACAUACCCAAAAACGAAAAGUUCGAAGUGCUGGACAUUCAGAAAAUUGACACUAUGUAUGGCGAGGCAGUAUACGUGGAGCUCCGCAUGGAAAACGACAAGCCAGUGAAAGUGUAUCUACCUGGACGCUUCAAAAAAUUGUCGGAGGAAGAGCUAGAGGAAAUGCGACUGCUUCCAAAUCUCAAAAUGGAGAAGAAAGAACGGUUUACCAAAGAUGGUAAAAAAGUCAUUUCGCCAGAUAUUAUCUUCACCAAUUCGAAGAGAAAGUGAUGAGAUAUGGUGACGUGUCACUUAUGCUCCCAGCACGAACGGCAGUAUUAUGCAACAGCAUUAGGUCUUCAGAUUCACUUGGCAAAUGUUCACAAUCUUCAAGCCCCCUGCAUUCCUUUUUGUGAGACUUUGUGCACACUGCGAAACUAUACUAAUCGGUUCGAGCUACAUUUACACGACAGGGACGUUAGCGGACAUGAUGUUACAACCUUUUUUCACGAGUACAGACAGUACAUUGCUGAUGUCUUACGACACUUUGGUUUCCCACUGCGCUAUUUUGUAUUGCUUAAAGUGGAACUUGGUCGUCACACGCCAGACGAUGAGUUACAGCUCGAAAUUAGUUUCGUGCCUUCCAAAGUAGUGACAGUAUGGUCAGAGGCAGAUGUAGAACCUUCUAUCACUCAAGUGACUGCUGAAAUAGCACAAAAUUUGGAAAACCUCGAAGUAGAAGGUUCAGGUUUUUUUCUCUUUCGCAUUCAUGCCUGUAUCAUGAACAUUGGACGUUUGAUGCCUCAACUGAUUGGAUGUGCCCAGUUUGAGUUACCGCAAGAAUUGAAGCAUAAGUUUCGUUCUCUGUUGUGUGUGGACUUUGGUUUGCAUGAAGAUGAGCAGAACAUGUGUUUUGCCUUCUCUGUAAUAGCUGCACUGCAUCCUGCUACUGGUUAUCGCAGGCGUAGGGCAUCUUCGUACAGACCAUAUAUUUCUGAGUAUGUUUUUCCGAAAACAUUCCCGGUAGCUUUCCCAAAAGAGGUUGAAGCAUUCGAAAAAAAUAAUGGUAUCAGUAUCAAUGUGUACGCCUACGAAAGGGAAGACAAAUCUCUGUACCCCAUCAAGGUUGUCGAUGACGAGCGUGAGAAACAUGUGGAUCUGUUGCUAAUCGACUCUCAUUUUCUGCUUAUCACAAAUUUUAAUGGAUUAUUUCAACCUAGCGGACGGUUUCAUUGCAAGAGGUGUAUGAUGGGCUUCUCAUCAGACAGAAUCCUCAGUGAUCAUUUAAAGAUGUGUUUGCAUCAGAAGGUUGCUAAGACAAUUUACCCUAAGAAGGGAGAGACGGUAGCAUUUGCCGGGGAACAUCUCAUGUCGGAAGUCCCUUUCUACUGUGUAUAUGAUUUUGAAAGUGUUUUGUCACCUUGUUUGGAGGAAACAAACGUGUAUGAGGAUCACUGUCCUUCCUCAUUUUGCCUUUUGGUUAUACGUGCAUCCGACUCACACGUGUUGCAAAAGCAUCUUUUCCGUGGUCCUAAUUGUGUCACAGUAUUUAUGGAGCUGCUGCGGAAAUUGCAUGACGAAAUUUUAGGAUGGAUACAUGCUUUUGCACCUCUAGAAAUGACUGAAGAGAAUGAGCGUCAACAUACAGCAGCCACUCAUUGUAAUAUCUGCAAAGAAUCCUUUGCUAAAAGACAAAAAGUUCGAGACCAUGACCAUGUAAGCGGAGAAUUUCGACAAACACUAUGUCAGACGUGUAACCUGAAACUGAGAGUGCCACCCAAGAUUCCAAUCAUUGCACAUAAUGCUAACUAUGACAUGAGUUUUCUCCUGUCUCAUUUACAUCUGCUUAAGAAGUCAGACAUCAACGUGAUUGCCACCAGCUGUCAAAAAUUUAAAGCAAUUGACAUCGGCUCUUAUCGAUUCUUGGACAGUUUGAGUUUUCUGAACGCAAGCCUUGAAACACUGGUGAAAAAUCUACGUGAUAAAGGUGAAUCCAACUUUCAAUGCCUUCGCCAGUUUUUUCCAAAUGAGGAACACUUUCAGCUGGUUGUUCGUAAGGGGGUCUUCUGUUAUAACUUUGUCACCAGUUUUGAAGCCUAUGAUGAGCCUUCGCUACCACCUCGAGAUAAGUUCUUUAACAUUUUGAAUGGAACCGAAGUAAGUGAACAAGACUACAACCACGCGCAGAAUGUGUAUGAAAAAUUUCGGCUCAAGAGUCUUGGAGAGUAUUCGGACUUAUACCUUCUGACAGACACACUGCUUUUAGCAGAUGUGUUUCAGAACUUUCGAAAGUGGACACUCGAUGUGCACAAGAUUGAACCGUUUCAUUUUGUAUCCCUUCCAGGAUUAAGCAUGUCUUGUGCACUAAAAAUGAGUCAGGUAGAACUAGAACUAAUUAACGACCCCAACGCGUACCUGCUCAUCGAGAAUGGCUUACGAGGAGGUGUCACACAGUGCUCCCUGAGAAAAGCAACUGCGAAUGUGCCAGGAACAGAACAGUUUGAUCCCGAAAAAGAAAAAAAAAUAAUUAACUACAUUGAUGUAAAUGGCCUGUAUGGAGCAGUCAUGAGAGAACCAUUGCCUUACGGAGGAUUUGAGUGGCUCACUGAGGAGGAAAUUGUUAACUUGGAUAUAGCUCAGAUACGAGAUGAUAGCCCUGUGGGUUACUUUCUUGAGGUAGACCUAGUGUAUGACCGAGCAACUCAUGAACACCACAGAGAUCUUCCCGUUGCCCCUGAAAAAAUGUCCGUUCGUUAUGAGCUAUUGUCAGACUAUCAGAAGGCGCUCAUGAAGAAGUUCAAUCUUCCACAGAAAGCUACCGAAGCAAAACUGUUGCUAACAUUAUUUGAUAAAGAGAGGUACUUUCUCCACUAUCGCAAUUUGCAACUGUAUCUGCAAUUGGGGUUGCGUCUCACUAAAGUUCACAGGGUUCUCAAGUUCAAUCAAAAGCCCUUUCUGCGAUCCUAUGUCGACUUCAAUCACGAACUUCGGAAGCGAGCUACAAACGCAUUUGAGAAACAGCAAUCAAAGCUAAUGAUUAAUAGUGUAUAUGGCAGGACAUGUAUGCAAGUCAGGAAAUUCGUAAAUUGUCGCCUCACAGUAACAGAUGAGCAAGUGUUGAAGCUUCUACGUAAACCAAACUUGAAACAGUUCCGCCCUCUGAGCUCUCACGUCAUCUUGUUCCAAUUUAGUCAGUCUGUUCUUCGCAUGAAGCAACCGCUGUACCUGGGCUUCACAAUAUUGGAAUUGUCUAAGCUGAAGAUGUUUGAUUUUUAUCAUAACCAUCUUCUCCGUGUAGCCCCUGAUACACGACUGCUAUACAUGGACACUGAUUCUUACAUUGUGAUGCUGAGUGACGAUAAAGUACUCCACGAACUAGCUGACGAGCAUCUAGACAACUCUGGAUAUGACCCUGAUCACCCACUCUAUUCGACAAAAAACAGGAUGGUACUAGGAAAGUUUAAAAAUGAGCUUCCUCGUGAUCACAUUCUUGGCUUCUGUUGUCUGAAGCCAAAGCUGUACGCCCUCGAUCUGUGCAGCAAAAAGCAGUACAAUCGCGCUAAGGGUGUUAAACAAUGUGAAGCACAAAAACUCCACUUCUCUAUGUAUACGAAUGCUCUCGAGCAGGGCACAAUGCAUAAAGUUAAACAGAACCUCAUUGUGCACAAGGACAAUGUCAACAAAAGUGUGUCAGUGACAAAAAUAGCCCUCAAUCCACUGGAUACGAAACGCUUCAUUUGUGAUGAUGGAAUUGACACGCUACCUUUUGGCUAUGGUUGAAUUUUUUUAAUGUGUACGGAUUGGUCUCUCUAAUGAAGCGAUGGUGUUGGGGUGUGCACCGUCACGAGGUUUCAUUACAGAGUUGGCAUACGGGAGUAGGAGGGAACUCAUCUGUUAUCACCCCCGCAACAGAUGUUGCCCUUCUAUUCCUGGUCCCACAGAAAAAAAUUGUAAUAAAGAUGUUACAUCCAUAUAGCUAUGGUUUGUCAUAUAUUAGAACAAUGUCAUGUUAGAACCAUGAACUAAAGCUAUUGCAUUAUUCCACAUCUAUGGUUGUCAGUGUGGGAUUACUUACAACUGUGAGUUAGGAGCUAGAGGAUAUUUGUUAGCCACGAGUGAUGACUAAGCUGAGACCUGGUCUGAUGAAUUUCAUGUCUUCCUGAAGUAAUGUGUAGCUCUUGAUGUGAGUGAAAGAGAGACAGUUUGCUUUCCCAUAUUGCUGCAUGCAUUUGCGAUGGAAAUAACAACUGACUUUGUCUGCAAGUCACUGUUUGUAAAUGGACCGUCUCAGACGAAUUUGAUUAUAUGUGCGUGAAAUAACCUGUUUUCUAAGAAUUUGAUUAUAAGAGUAUGUGAUAACCAGUUUCUAAUAGCAUGUAUGUAAUCUAUAACAACGUCUUUGUUUGCAAGUCAGUGUUUGCAAAUAGCCUGUCUCAGAUGAGAGUCACUGUUUGUAAAUGAUCCGUGUCAGAAAAUUUUUGAUUAUACAGUCAAACUUCUUUACAACGAAACUCAGGGGACAGCAAAAAAAAUUCGCAGUAAAGGUAUUUUCGUUAAAAAGGAUGUCCAUUAUUGGACCUAUAGGGCUCCAGCAGGACCGCAAAAAAAUUGCUGUAGUGGUAUUUUCGUUAAAAAGGUGUUCGCUAUAAAGGAGUUUGACUGUAUGUGUAUGAAAUAACCAGUUUCUAAUAGCAUGUAUGUAAUCAUCAACAAUGUCUUUGUUUGCAAGUCACUGUUUGUAAAUAGCCUAUCUCAGAUGAGAUUUUUUUUAUUACCAAUGAUUCAUUAUAUAGUGUGCAAAUUAAGUUGACAAAUAAAGCUCUUUUCAGGCAAACUGAAAUUUUAUUGAAUGCUCAUAGUACACUACAGCAUGACAUAUCCUCUGUUUUUCUUGGGAAAUUUUUUCGAACAAGUGUUUCUAUCAAUCUGUCAUUGUGUCUGAAGUUGGUUGGUGAAAACUUCUGAGUGCACUCUUGAAGAGAGAAACCACAGGCUAGAAGACUACCUACAUACAAGCAGUACAGUCCACAUGUAGCAGAUCCAUAUCCCUGAAGUCGUUUUGCAUUGUAGUGAAAGGAAGAUGUUGGGUGAAUAAACUGGUAAAUUUCUUUGCAAACUGGUCGUAUGCCGUAGCUGUCGAAAUAAGAAAUGCUGUUGUUCUUAGAGAUGUAACAUAAGGUCCAGUGUUCUCCAGGAGAGGAUCUAGGAGCUGUGUUUACAACAUACAGCCCUGGUUCAGCUUUUUGACUUGCAAUUUCAUUGCAUGCAAAUGUUCCACGAAACAGUGGCCUUGUGCAGUGAUUUCGAGCAAAGGCUGCAUAAAAUUCCCAUUCCUCCAUUUUUUUCUAUACGAAUUUGACUCGUCUGUCUUUGUUGAUUUCUAGCACACGAGGUGUUUCUGAAACAAAGAGAACUGUAACAGCCUCUGUAAGAUUUCCACCAAAUGUUAGGGUGAGACGAACAUUGGCUUGUACCACUGGACUCAGCGACUGCACUUCCACAUCUGGAGUGAGAUGGUAGUAGAGCAUAAACGUUUCUUUCUCAUAUGCAGCCGGAGCUAGAGGUAUGUCUUUCCGCUUCAGCUUGUGAAGCAAAUUCAUAUAUCCUUUAGAGUAGAUCGAUCGUUGAAAGUCAAAGUCAUCUGUGUACUGUUGUCCACCAACAUCAAGCACAGCUCUCUUAAGCUUGAAAUUUUCAAGUUUAAAUGGAUUCCUUUGUCUGUUACCCUGGUAGGCUUCACUUCUAACCAUCAAUACUGUCAGCUUUGAGGGAACUCGUUCACUGUAAAGGUCAUCGAAAAUCACUUGAGAUUGAUUUGGAGCAAUUGUCCUGUACUUAAUCUCUAAUCCUCGAAGGAGGUAUGAUGCUGGAGUUGUCUGAAGUCUUCGUUCGAUGCCGACGAGUACACUUGGAGAAACCUGCACACGUCGCAGGUACAACACAAUUCGUGAAAACUCUAUAGUGUGUUUUUCAGUCUCGCUGGCAGGUGCAAGAAGUCGAAAAUCAUCUGUGUUCUGACGAAGGACAACUCUUAUGUCGACUCCAUUGAGAAGAAACUUUUCCUGUUGACAUAUAUCACUGAAGAUAGGGGAAUAAAGAUCGCAGAGUGUCGAACCUUUGGUCCGUUUGUAGCGUGCAAAAAUUCCUUUUGCCUCAACAGGAGCGGCAAAAUUUUCAGAUUCUCCCACUGGAUCUGGUUCGUAGAGCAUUGCAGAGAGGGUGUGAGUUUGAGUAACAUUAUUAGCAUUUGUUAUUAUGUCCAAGUAUGAACGAUAUGCAUAAUUUUCGAAGUUAGAAACCAGUGUCGAAUUAAGGUAGACGUGGACAUGAUGAAAGAGCGAGGAUGCAAAUGCUUGCACAGGUAUCACACUAUCUGGUGUCACUGUACUGCCAACUGUACUUGAUGCUGUAUCUCCAUUUUUCCGUACAAUUUUGCAUUGAAUGUGUAGAAAACUAGACUGCAAGUCAAAGAAUCCACCUCCGAGACCUGGAACAUUAUAUUCGAUUACACCACUUGCUGUAGGGGCAGAAACUGGAAAAAACUCCACAUAUUCUGACUUCUCCAAGGAAAAGUUUGUUGGAGGAAGAGAAAACAGUUCCAAUUGGUUCGUGGUGC